This is a messenger RNA of Staurois parvus, 219 nucleotides long. The record is from the annotation of a GenBank genome assembly. NCBI's taxonomy places the organism in Eukaryota, Metazoa, Chordata, Amphibia, Anura, Ranidae.
AUGUCGACUGCUAUGAACUUUGGGACAAAAAAUUUCAAACCUCGACCUCCAGACAAGGGAUCUUUUCCUCUGGAUCACUUUGGUGAAUGUAAACCUUUUAAACUGACGUUCAUGAAGUGCUUACGGGAGAACUCAUUUCAGAGUAAUCUGUGCAGAGAAGAAUCAAAGGAAUAUUUGGAGUGUAGAAUGGAAAGGUUUGUGCAAACCAAGUUGGAAUGA